GGAGGAGGAGGAGGAGGAGGAGGAGGCAGCGAUCAGAGCAGGAGGAGUGCUGCUGGUGGAGUUUCCUGACAGUAAAAUGCUGCCGGUGAGCUGUAUGCUGCUGUGUCUGCUUCACUGCAUCAAGUCUGUUUACAUUUUGCCAGGAAGCGGGCCGAACCUCUCUCCCUGCAACACGCACCCCGGGCGCGCGGCCUGACACGCGCACACCCUGACCGGAGCGCGUAGAUUUGGACCGCAGUGGUUCCGACAGCGUGCAGCCUGCAGCAGAGCGCGAUGCAACAGCAUCUCAUCAUCCGUGGCGCCGGGUAGCGGCGGCCGAUGCUCCGGAGACACGCAGCGGCGGGAGCUGAUUCUACCACCCGAGCCGUGGAUCUCUGAAGCUCCUCCAAAGUUUUCGUCCUCUCUGAUUCAUGGUCUCCUUGCCCAGUCUGUCAACUGAGGUGGACGGCCAUGUUUUGGUAUGAGGAAUUUGGAGCGAUUGGAGGCGUCCCCUGGGCCCGUUUGUGCUUUGGCCGUUUAGCCUGUGUGUCUCUGCUCUGCAGGCGGUCGAUCUGGGAGGCUGAAGAAAGACCGCCUAAAAAUAACCUGACAACCACCAGCAGCAGAAAAACUUAAAUCCAACCCAACAGGGGGAAAAAGACCUCUCUUUCACCCUGUCGGAUUCUUUCUCUGCUCCGUUUUCUGUGUCCUCAUUUAAGUGCCGAGAGGAGGUCAUGUCCCAGUCUGGAAAAGUUCUUCAUCUGUAUGUGGAAGUGAGGUCUGCCCCAGAUCAGAACGGAGAGAGUGGAGAAGGGAUUGCUCAAAGGGUUCCAGUAGAAGACAGUCCCGUGGAGCUCCUCGCCCAGACAACUAGCCAGACGGACGCCGGGUUCACCACCACAAGUCCCCAACGAGUCCAGCACCAGAAUCACAGUCCAUCUUCGUCUCAUAACGCUGUUAACUUUCAGCUCCAAACAGCCAGCAGCUCGCCUUCAGUCUCCAAGCAUUGGAGUUCACCUCUGCACUCGUCCCCCUUCUCCAGAAGAGUCGGCGUCCCUUACGCUCCUCCCGAUGGCCAACGAUCCGUGGUCAGCUUCAGCUACGUGGAAAAGUCCAACGUGAAGACGGUGGAUAGUUCGCGUAAUUCCACGUGCGAGAGGCGAGUUCCAGAUGAGCAAUCCACCCCAUCCCGCUUUAAAAAGCGCCUUAGUGACCAAUUCUGGUUUGAAAGUCCUGGUUCAUCGUGCAGCUCGAGCCCCAAACUGAGUUUCCAAUCUCCGGGGAGUCACCAGCAGACGUUCGCCCCCGGUCUUCGACAGCCGCGUUUGGACCCGAUCGGCAUAGCUGCUACCCAGAGGGCCGUGGAAGAGUUUGGUUCCCCUUUACUGAGGAUUAAACUGGCCCACGCACUCGAGCACGCCUCUUCCUCAUACUACGACCAACAGCAGCGCUGCCAGUCCUGGGCUGGGUCUCCUGUCCAGCAUCAGAACAUCCGCGUGAAUCCCAAAGAGGUCAAAGACCAGCUCUCCUCCGAGUCCAGACAGUCCUCACACUCCAGGUCCUCUGCUGACCUUCAUUGCCCUCUUCAGAGUUCAGUGGAGGAUGGGACUAUGGCACAAAGUCCAGCUAUCAGAAAACACAAGAAAGCCUCUCUGCAGGAAUCCAUCCUCCAGCCAGGCAAUAAUGGAGUGGAAGGGUUGAACCAGUUGAGCGGCAGCAAAUCUUCAUCUCCAGCUCACAGUCCUGAAGUCGCCCGCAGGCUCGCAGAGGAGGCUUCCAAAGUAUCAUCGAUAUUCACCGAGGCCAGGAGGUCCUCUUUGCACAAACCUUUAGGCAUGAGCAGCUCAAACUCUGGAGAGUCGUCUCCAAAUGCACAGCACUUUAAGCAAAUACUGAAGAUGAACAUCCCUUUAAACGAUCAACACACGCCAGCAACUGAAAACACGGACUCUCACCAGCCGGAAAGCUCCAGCACUUAUCAUGGCACACAUCAGGAGGAGCGCUUUCAGGAAGCCCAGCAUCAGAGCUCACUUUUAUCAGCACACCAGAGCACCCCUGCCCUCCCCUCGCGAGUCCUUCGUCCUUCUCAUCCUCCCACCGAGAUCGGCUCUCCCAUCAGAGACCCGAGGCUUUUCCAAGUUGAGCUCCGCGCACCAGACACCCCCACCCUGCAUCGCUGCCAGCCCCCCCAGUACACCGGAGACUCCUGGUCCCCAAGCUUGGACAGGAGGGGAGACCUGAGCGGUUUUGAGAAAGGGGACUGCACAGAGCUCUCGCGCAGGCUCUUCAUCAAUCAAAGUGUUGAAGAGGGGCCGGUCAGCUGGACAUCCAGGCAGCAGUGGAGGAACCAGUUGGAGAACUGCCCUCGGUCUGGGUUUGAGUCCAGCAGUCACCAACAAAGCAGCCGACCGAGGCAGCCGCUCAGCCCCACCGCCCAGCAGAAACGGGCCGAGAAGAGGAGGAGAGAGAUUCUUCUGCUGGGACCUGUGGCACUAGACUCCGAAGAGGAGGACGAGAGCUGUGAUGAAGAAGGGCGAGGUGAAGAGGUGCAGGAAUGCGAUCCCAGGAGGACAGGAGAAUCUCCCGAGGUGGAGCAGAACGGAGCGAUGACCGGUUCUUCCUCUCGGAGCUCCAGCGGGGUGACGGGGAGCUUCGGUGACAGAGACUGUAUGUCCCCAGAGUCCAGUCAGUCCAGUCACCAGAGCAACGAGACCGGGGCUGCAACUUCAGGAAUACAGACGGACAGUGGAAGUGCAGCUCCCAUUCCUUCGCUGCACUGUCAGAAGAUUGCACGAGCUAAAUGGGAGUUCCUGUUCGGGAGCUCUGCAGAAGAGACUGCUGGCAAAAGGGAUAAAAAUUUCUUGGAAGCCUUCACAGCGCCUCCUAGUGGUAAUUCCAGCGAGUCUCGAACCCCGACUCCUCCGUCCUCCCUGCCUCUGCUGAUGGCCAAUCACGACGUUCAGCACGUGGAGGUAGAGCUAGUGACUCCUCCCCCUGCCGCCAUCGGGACCUCCCCCAAAACCGGCAUCAUUCGUCGUACACUGAAGUAUUCCGAGACUGACCUGGAUGCCGUCCCGCUCCGCUGCUACCGCGAGACGGACAUCGACGAGGUGCUGCUGGCGGAGCAGGACGACGCCGAUUCAGCCUUCGGUAGCAACCGCAGUGUGCAGGGCACAUCUGGGACGGCCAGCAGUCCCCUAAGGGGGCAGGCUUAUGGGAGGACAGGUGGGGAGGAGGAAGGGGAGAGAGGAGGGCAAACCGAGGAUGAAGAAGAGACCGAUAAUGAGGAGGAGGAGGAAGAGGAAGAAGAAAUGGUGAGCUGGGCGAGUGUGAGGAUGCAAGGCGACAGCAGAAAGCAGCGGCACGCUGCUGAAGAGGACCCAGAGGUGUUUGGGCAUCUUCUGAUGAGACCGAUGGAAACAUUUUUCGACAACCACAACCCGGCCCUGAAAUCCCCCAUCCUGGUCUCUGGUCCCCGCGGUGCCGCUGAGGACACCUUCAGCAGACACUUUGAGAGCAUCAUGGAGUCCCAUCGGGCCAAAGGGACCUCCUACAACAGCCUGGACAGUGAGGAGCUGCUGACCUCCAGCACCCCUACUGUUCUGAGCUUCGAUCUGCCCACACUGACCCCCGCCAUCCAUGGGCCGGUGUGCCAGAGCGCCCGUCAGAUUGUGCAGCUCAGCUUUGCCCCGCUGGCACACCAUGAGAGGCCCAGUCUCUCUGAUUCUAUCUUUACAGUGACGGGGGACUCGGACGCCACGCGGGCCCCCUCCAGUGAGAGGCUCAGCAGCGGCUCGGAUGAUGUGAUGCCAAGAGGGCGAGAGUGCGCACCCCUUGGGAGCAGCUGGUACAUCAACCCGUCUUUCUCUUUGUCCAGGGCAGCCACCGCGGUGACGUGGCAGCUGCCAAACGCCUCGCCAAGCGUCUCUUCCACUUGGAUGGAUUCAGGAGGUCCGAUGUGUCGCGCCACCUCGGCAAGAACAACGACUUCAGCCGUAUGGUUGCAGAAGAAUAUCUAAGUUUCUUCAGUUUUGCCGGCCUCACUCUUGAUCAAGCACUGCGGACUUUCCUCAGGCAGUUUGCUCUAAUGGGGGAGACUCAGGAGAGGGAGAGGGUGCUGUCACACUUUUCCAGGCGCUACUUGGAGUGCAACCCAAAAGCCCUGCCAUCUGAGGACGCAGCCCAUACGCUCACUUGUGCCGUGAUGCUGCUGAACACUGAUCUAUACGGUCAGAACAUUGGCAAGAGGAUGUCAUGCACGCAGUUUAUUGGCAACCUGGAGGGGCUGAACGACGGUCAAGAUUUCCCCAAAGAUCUGCUCAAAGCGCUCUACAACUCAAUCAAGAACCAGAAGCUGCAGUGGACAGUAGAUGAGGAAGAGCUGCGGAAGUCAUUUUCAGAGCUCGGCGACAGCCUCCUAGACUCAGAAACCUCCAGGCCAAUGAAGAGGGUUGGCAGCAGUGGGAAGCCCCUAUCAGAAGGGACGGAGCCGACGGGAAUGCUGCUCUAUAAGAACGGAUUCCUGGUUCGAAAGGUCCAUGCCGACUCAGACGGAAAAAGAACACCGAGAGGGAAAAGAGGCUGGAAGACUUUCUAUGCCAUCCUUAAAGGGCUAAUUCUGUAUCUCCAAAAAGGAGAGUACCGGCCUGAUAAGCAGCUCUCGGAUGAAGACCUGAAGAACGCAGUGUCCAUCCAUCAUUCUCUGGCAAUGAAGGCAUCAGACUACAGCAAGAGACCCAACGUCUUCUACCUGCGAACCGCUGACUGGAGGGUGUACCUCUUCCAGGCACCAAACGCUGAGCAGAUGCAGUCUUGGAUCACGCGUAUAAACACAGUGGCGGCCAUGUUCUCGUCUCCUCCCUUCCCAGCAGCUAUCGGCUCCCAGAAGAAGUUCAGCCGUCCGCUGCUACCAGGAACGAUGUCAAAACUUUCCGAGGAGGAGCAGAUCAGAUCCCAUGAAUCUCGGUUCAGACACAUCUCCACUGAACUCGCCGAGCUGCGCUCUUUUCCUCCUGACCGCAAAGUCAAAGGCCGGGAGCUGGAAGAGUACCGCCUGCGGGACGAGUAUCUGGACUUUGAGAAAACCCGGUACGGGACAUACAUCAUGCUGCUGCGGGCCAAGAUCCGAAGCGGCGAGGAGGACCUGUCUGUGUUUGAGUCCCUGCUCCUAGAGGACAGCAGCCUGCAGAGGGCGCACUCCAGCCCCACGCUGCAGGACAGCAGCCUGGCCAGUCAGGCCAGUCAGGCCAGCAGCAGCAGGGGAAAUAGCAGCAAAGCCAGCGGAUGCAGCAGCAAACACCGACAGGAAGGCCAGAGACACAGCUACAGACAAGCCGUCAAGAAGUGAAGCGUGGCGGGGGCGCCGGGAGCGGCAUGAUGUCGCACUGCCAGCGGCUGGCCGUCUCCCAGCGAAGGCUUUUAUUUGAGAUCCAGGAGGGUUCGGAGCUCUGCUUGAAGGGGGAGCAGGGGUGAGGGCCUUACCCCCACGCCCUCGCGCAACCAUGACGCCCCACCCGGCACCCCAGUCUUCUCGUGUAACCGAGGAGGUGCCGAUCCGGCGAGGAUGUUGGUGCAGGAGGUGGGGGGGGAAGACAGCUGUGAGGUCAGAGAUGUGCAGAGAGGAGGUGUCUUUGAGAGCGAAUGCUGGAUGCAGCAGCUGCAGAUGGCACGGCUCCUUAAAAAGGGCUGCUUCCAGAUCAAAUGGAACACCACAGGGACCUACAUCCAGCAUCCUUUCCUUUCUCCCCCCACUUUUCUUCUUUCAGGGCACCUCUCCAGCCACAUUCUCACACAUUUUGUUUUUCUCUCGCUCUUUCACUCUGUUAGGGACCAAACAUGUUUACACACUUUGUCAUCACAUUAUAGAUGACUAAAGGUUGGAUUUUAGUCGAACUGUCACCGCCACUCUGACGUAAAGCGCUGUAAUAGACUCUUCAAGCAUCACGAAGCUGUUGGGGCCUCUAGAUUGCAGCUCCUUGUUUCCGUUUAUGCCACAUCCUCACGACGUGUGCACAUUCCAUACACGGGUCGGGAAUCCCAGCUUUUUAGCUGCGGUAAGGGGGUGUGUGUGAAGUUCAAUCGGUGUUGCUGCAGCGUACGCUGGAACGAAACAACGCGGCUGCUCGUUGUUUCGCCAUCAUCCUGCAGAGGCGCGCGGUGCUCCUGUCGUGCAGCUACAAAACUGCAUCUCACGCAAGAAGAGAAAGAGAGAGGUUUUUUUUUUUUUUCGCUCUACUUGAAAAUAUCUUUUUAUCCCAGUUUGCUGUUGCUUCUGUCCAGUGAUGUGCUUCAGUUCUCUUUCUCGGCCAAAUGUUUUUUUUUUUUGUUUUUUUUUUUCCCCCUGCUGUGAUACGCAUGCCUGCAUCCAGCACAGCUUGUCGUAGGGCUUAUACUACUUAGACAUAAAAGAAAAAAAACCGAGAGUGUCCAAAUUUCUCUCCAGGGCUGUUCAAUCAUUCCCCUGCCUGUGCCAUACCCAACACCUGUAACCUCCUGUGUAUACCGUUCAUUUUCAAGCCGACACUCACCGGGCAGACCCUGAAUGUAGAUAUUUUUUAAGUAUUUUCCAGGCAUCUGUCGUCGUUGAACCUGCUCCCUUCUAUGUACGAGCAUAUGAUCAAAUACGGUAGAGGAAACAUGUUAUCCAGAAUGUAUUGUACAGUAUAUAAUGCACCUGCUUAUAUUGUAGGAUAUAUGAGAGUAUAUUUGCAAUAUAUUCAGUACACUAUCGUGACGAUGCAUUAGGAGCAAACGCAGAAAACUACUUGCUAGUCCCAAAAGGGCUGAACGAUAAUCAUGUGAUUUUGUUUUUGUUUGUUUGAUUAUGAAAUAUUUAGUAAAGCCUACCACAGGUCAGAAAGGUUAUUCUUGGCAGGUUACACAAGUUUAAUCAGUUGCAUUAGAAAGCUUCCCAAUGCUGAAACCUAUUAGCAUGAUUUUAUUUGGAUUGGGACUGAGAAUGUUGUGAAAGAUGCAUGAGAAGAACAACGAAUAUGAAGAAGUGAAAAAAAAUGAAAGUGAAGGAAUGAAAAUAUGUCAAAGAUGUAGGUAGAGUAGUCUGGAUAUGAUUUAGUAGCCAUAGACACCUCAUAGCAUAAAGGUGUAUCUCAAUAAAGUAAAUUAUCAUUGAAAGAAUUUAUUUCAGUGAUUUAAUUCAAAAGUUGAAACUCACAGAGUUAUUGUAGACAGAGUGGUAUAUAUCAUUUUUGCAGAUUCUGGCUUACAGCUAAUGAGAGGUCAUUUAAUUAUUUGCAUAUUAAUGGAAAGUUGAGAGGAAGGAAAAACUGGGUAGGAAAGGAUUUUUGUUUUUACACAGAAAUAGCCGACAGAACCGUACGUCCAUUUUUUAGGUACUUGGUCAGGUCUCCUUUUGCAUCGACGACGGCAUCAGUUCAGCGUGACGUGGAGGCCGACAACCUGUGGCAGUGCUAAUGUGUUAAUGAAGCCCAGAUUGUUUUAAUAGUGGCCUUCACCUUGUCUGUAUGGUCCUCCGUGGAUUCUCUGUGGGGUUUAGGUCAGAGCAGUUUGCUCGCCAAUCAAGCAGUGAUAACAGGUCAGUAAAGCAGGUUUUGGUACUUUUGGCUGUGUGGGCAGGUGCUUAGUCUUGCUGGAAAAUAACAUCAGCAUCUCUUCCUAGAAGAAAGCAUGAAAAAUUAGUGCAUGAAGUAAUCUAAAAUAUCUUGGAGGAUGACUUGGUGACUAUGACCAAGGGUCUGUU
Molecule: messenger RNA, 7696 nt
Organism: Fundulus heteroclitus (mummichog)
Lineage: Eukaryota; Metazoa; Chordata; Actinopteri; Cyprinodontiformes; Fundulidae
Product: PH and SEC7 domain-containing protein 1
Biological process (GO): regulation of ARF protein signal transduction
Molecular function (GO): protein binding; phospholipid binding; guanyl-nucleotide exchange factor activity
Source: RefSeq, a predicted model, not a curated record